AUGUGGCUAUGCAGUGGUGCUUUCAAAUUCAGAGGCGCUUGCAAUGUUGUAUUUUCACUUGAUGAUGAUCAUGCUGUUAAAGGGGUUGUAACACACAGCAGUGGUAACCAUGCUGCAGCAUUGUCUUUGGCUGCAAAACUACGCGGAAUCCCUGCAUAUAUAGUUAUACCAAAAAAUGCUCCGAAAUGCAAAGUUGAGAAUGUCAUUCGUUACGGUGGUCAGCUUAUAUGGAGUGAGCCCACAAUGCAGUCAAGGGAAAGUACUGCAGCCAAGGUGUUGCAAGAAACUGGGGCAGUUCUUCUACAUCCUUACAACGAUAGGCGCAUAAUAAGGAGGUGGCUUGAUAUCAGGUGUGGCUUUGGCUGCCAAGGCCAUCAACCCUGCAAUUCGAGUUUUAGCUGCUGAGCCGGAGGGAGCCAACGAUGCAGCUCAGUCCAAAGCAGCUGGGAGGAUAAUAACAUUGUCUGAGACCAACACUGUAGCAUGGUGGUGGUGAGUUUCUCAUGAGUUGCUUCAUUGGAGGGUUGAUGACAGAGCUUCACCAGGACUUGUACUUGCUUCGUUUUGUUUCUAUUGAAGAAGCCUCUACGCCAACUCUAAAAUUGCUCAAGGCUAUGGUGA
Molecule: messenger RNA, 621 nt
Organism: Prunus avium (sweet cherry)
Lineage: Eukaryota; Viridiplantae; Streptophyta; Magnoliopsida; Rosales; Rosaceae
Source: RefSeq, a predicted model, not a curated record